This is a messenger RNA of Moesziomyces antarcticus, 1641 nucleotides long. RefSeq names its product general amidase. The transcript has a single exon. Bases 1 to 1641 code for a protein of 546 amino acids. NCBI's taxonomy places the organism in Eukaryota, Fungi, Basidiomycota, Ustilaginomycetes, Ustilaginales, Ustilaginaceae. The record is from RefSeq and is a predicted model, not a curated record.
AUGACGACCUGGCAGCAAGUGGCCGAGGCGAAGCGUGCGCAGCGGGAAGCACUGCUGCCAGCCGCGUACAAGGUGGCGGCGGACAAGCUGCCACCGGCUGGCACCGACUCGGUGAUCGACUUUGCGCGCACGUGUGGCGUGCUAUCGGAGCGCGAGGUGGAGAUCACCGAGACCGACGACGUAUCCGUGCUGCUGGCGCGACUCGCGAGUGGGCACUACACGGCGGUGGAGGUGCUGGAGGCAUUCAUCAAGCGCACGUGUGUUGCGCACCAGCUGGCGAACCCGCUCACGGAGAUUCACUUUGAAGAUGCGCGCGAGUGGGCGGCCGAGCUGGAUGCCGAGCUCAAAUCGACAGGCAAGGUGCGUGGACCGCUGCACGGCCUACCUAUGAGCGUCAAGGACCAGUUCCAGAUCGCUGGAUCCGACGCCACGAUUGGGUACAUCAGCUAUGCGAACAAGCCGUCAAAGUCCGACUCGGUGCUGGUGGAUGUGCUGAAGCGCGCGGGCGCGGUGCCGUUCGUCAAGACCAACCUGCCCCAGACGAUCAUGUAUUCCGAGACGUCCAACAUGUUGUGGGGCACCACGGUCAACCCGCACAACCGUACGCUGCAUCCGGGAGGAUCGUCCGGCGGCGAGGGCGCGCUGGUCGCCAUGAAGGGCUCGCCCUUGGGUGUGGGCACGGACGUAGGUGGCUCGGUACGCAUCCCCGCGACCCUGUGCGGAGUUUUCGGCCUGCGCCCAUCGUCUCAUCGAUACCCAUACGAGGGAGCGAUCAACUCGCUGGUGGGGCAAAUCACGAUUCCGUCGGUGCUUGGCCCGCUGAGCCGUUCGCUGUCCGGCCUCACCGAGUUCUCCAAGGCGGUGCUGGCACAGCAGCCUUGGUUGCAGGACCCACAGACGCCAUCGAUGCCAUGGAACACGGAGCGGUUCGAACACGCACGCACGCAGAAGAAGCUCAACAUCGGGGUCAUGUGGCACGACGGGGUGGUGAAGCCUUCGCCGCCGUACGAGCGCGCGAUCAAGCAGGUGCUCUCGACGCUUGGCAGCCACGACGUGGUCGACUUUGAAGCGUUCCGCACGAUCGAGAUGCUCGAGAUCCUGGGCGACGCCUUCUGUGCCGACGGAGGCAAGGACAUCGAAGCUGCCAUUGCGCCACUCAACGAACCACUCGGACCGUGCUUUUCGGGCAUCGGCAAGCGCGAAGCCACGGGCUACGAGGUGUGGCAAGCCAACAAGCGCAAGCUCGCCUUUCAAAAGGCGUAUCUCGACCACUGGAACGCCACAGCCCAGCAGACCAAGGACGGUCGCCCCAUCGAUGUGCUCAUCGUGCCCGGCUUCGCAUACACGGCGGUACCGCCGGGCAACGAGAUCUACAUCGGCUACACGGGCAUCUUCAAUGUGGUCGACUAUCCCGUGGUGGUGAUGCCGGUGACCAAAGUAGACCCCAAGGUCGAUGGGAGCGCCGAGCGAACCGACUUCCUCAACCCAGACGACGAGAAGUGGUACGGACUCUGGGAUGCGGAGAAGCUGGUCAACGCGCCCGUGGGCAUCCAGAUUGUGGGUCGACGCUACGAGGAGGAAGCGGUGCUUGGAUACGCCGAGCAGAUCUGGAACGCAUUCUCGGCUUCCAAGGCGGGCUGA